This is a messenger RNA of Puntigrus tetrazona (Sumatra barb), 2748 nucleotides long. RefSeq names its product lysosomal-associated membrane protein 2 (gene lamp2). Gene Ontology annotation, cellular component: autophagosome membrane. Gene Ontology annotation, biological process: cellular response to starvation; autophagosome maturation; protein targeting to lysosome involved in chaperone-mediated autophagy. Bases 7 to 1218 code for a protein of 403 amino acids. The record is from RefSeq and is a predicted model, not a curated record. Lineage: Eukaryota; Metazoa; Chordata; Actinopteri; Cypriniformes; Cyprinidae. The transcript is spliced from 6 exons.
UGUCAUAUGACUUAUAUGAGCGCAGGUUUGAGGCUGAUUGCACAGCUGAACCGGGUCACACUCGGUCCGGGCGUCACUUACCGUCUGUCUGCUCAGAGGAACCAUCCACCCGUCGCAAUGGCUGUCCGCGGUUGUGUGACCCUGCUCUUUAUUUUGAUCAGUGGUAUUGUGCAUGCUGAAGAGCCGGUGACCUCGCCUCUACCACCAUCACAGGAGAUCAGUACAAGUGCAAUCCUGUCCGGCCUUUCAGCCUACUCCACCCCGUCUUCAACCGCCACUUCUGCUAGUACAACCACCGAUUCAACCACGCGUCACAGCACGACUAAAUCUACUACAGAGUCUCCAACUACUUCUCAAACCACGACUAAAUCUACCACAGAGCCUCCAACUACUUCUCAAACCACGACUAAAUCUACCACAGAGCCUCCAACUACUUCUCAAACCACGACUAAAUCUACCACAGAGCCUCCAACUACUUCUCAUCAAACCACGACUAAAUCUACCACAGAGCCUCCAACUACUUCUCAAACCACGACUAAAUCUACCACAGAGCCUCCAACUACUGCACACACUAAUGCUACAACAGCUCCAACUCCUACGACCAUCCCUCCCGUCCCCAACCCAAAUGUUGGAAACUACAGUGUCAAGUCAGGCAACGUCACAAUCUGUCUUUUGGCGAAGAUGGGCCUUCAGUUCCGUUUCAAAAUGAGUGAGAACCCCAGUUUUCAGACUCUUAAUCUUGACCCAAGUGCUAAUGUAACGGAAGUCAGUGGAACCUGUGGAGGUGGUGGCAAUGACUCAUCCCUUCUGCUGAAGUCUGAUGAAGUCACUGUUCAUUUUGUCUUCACAAAUGUUUCACAGAAGUUCCGUCUACAUGCUUUGACGCUCUCUGUUAAUCUUGGUAAUGGGAACUUUUUCAAUGCCUCCAAUAACAAUCUGUCUCUGUGGGAGGCAACUGUUGGAAGCUCCUACAUGUGCAGAAAAGAGCAGAGUUACAACAUCACUGACAAGCUUACCCUCAACACGUUCGACCUACAAGUGCAGCCCUUCGCAGUCCAGAACAACAAGUUUAAUACAGCCCAUGAAUGUGCAAUGGAUGACACCAGCCUCUUAAUCCCAAUCAUUGUUGGUGCCGCUCUGGCUGGUUUGAUUUUCAUUGUUGUGAUUGCAUACGUGAUUGGUCGACGAAGGACCUAUGUUGGAUAUCAAACACUGUAAUGCAACAAAAUCACAAUCAAAUCCUGGGUGUUUUAAGGGACAUGCAAGCCUGUUCCUGGACCAUUGUAAAUAUUGGGUUUUUGUGCAAUCUCAAUUGGCUACCGACUCUUGGCCACGAGUCAAAAUAUUUUGUUCUAUUGUGGUAAAGUAAUCCACCGGCCCUUAAACUGCAAUAUAUUGAAAAUGUAAAUACAGUAGCACUCCAGGACCAGAGCUUCCUAUCGUGAAUUAAGUUUUUGUGCACAUGCCCCCCAACAUUGGUAUUGUGAAGUAAGUGCAUGGUCUUGUGUUUUAGCUUGAGACCCCACAUAUUUAAAUUCUUAUAAUGCUAAUUACUGCGCCUUGCUAUCCUGUUUGAAAAUAUCCUAUAUAGAAAAACAUUUAGUCUUAUAGAUAAUGGGUUGUGGCCAGUUUAAAAUCAAUGACCCUGCACUUGCUUUAUACAUUCCUCUUUUCCGUUUUGUAAUUUAGCUCUUUAUCAUAACUGUAUCGAAAGCUUUAAACUGAAACCGCUUCAUAUUCGCCUCUCUUGCAGCUUUUGAGUUAAAUAUUAAAGGUAAUUUCAGAAACUGGCUGUUACUGUGCACUGUAGUGACUGGAUGGCUAACAUUUAUUGAAAUCAGGUGCUUUUGCAUCAUGUUGGCUGUCCUGUAUUCAGAGCAGCUGUGAGGGUAGAACAUUUAAACAUGCUGGACAGCCCGCUCAAACAAUUGAAAUUCUAGAACAAGAAACAAAUGCUUGAAUGUUUAAACUACAUGACAAGCAUUUUAAAAAUGCAGGCCAUUUGAAAUAAUGCAGGCCUGGUGUAUUUGAGUGACACCUUAGGAAAGCAUAAUACAAAGAAUCGCUUACUGAUAUUUAAAUGCUGUUACAAAAUAGGUUUGUUAAUGUUUGUAAUACCCUUAACUAGGGUUUGAAAAGGGACAGUUAAAUCUUGUCAACUAUUCUAGUCUAAAAGAUACACUCUGCUUUUUGCUAACUGAAUUAUAUUUGCUGCAAUAUACAUUUUUGCACCUAUUUGAACUGGGUUUGUUUUUUCCAACUACUUUAUUACACAUGACUAUUUCAGUUGCUAAGCAUUUCAGAAUGAAUUUGCUUUGUCUUUUUGUUUCUCACAUUAUCGCUCUAAGGGUUUUUUUUUUUUUUCUCUUCUCCCUCCACUGUUUAUGCACUUCUAAUUUAGUCUAUACAGCACCCACACUGAAUCUUGCAAAUGUUUUUCACCAUAGCCAGGACAAAUGAAACCUUCAAAAGUGGUCACUGGUAAUUUUGUGCCUUGCUUGAUGCAGUUACUUUUGCUUGCCAUUUCAAUAAGUCACAUCAAUUACUUGUAAAAAUAAAGAUUUGAUUUUUAUUUUCUUCCGAGCAUAUGUGUGACAGGUUUCUGCUUGUAAAAAAGGGAUUCCUUAUCUGACUGCCCUAAACAUUUGAUGUUUCAUAAGAUUUGGUUGUUUCGUUUUUGCAAUGGAAUGACUUUGUUUUAAUGGGCUUUUAGCUGCAAUAAAUGAAGAAAAACAAUUGUGUAUAACA